AUGCAAGUGCACAGAAUAGUUAAAAGGUUUGAACAGUCAGGGUCAGUUAUUGACAGACGACAUGGUAACACCGGCCGACCGAAAGCAGUCAGGUCUUCAGAGAGCAUCGAGCAGGUGAAAUCUGUCAUUGAAGAAACUCCACAGAAGUCUGCAUGCAGAGUAUUAGGAGAACACAGUCAAGAUUCCGACGAGGAAAUUGAUGAUUCAGAUGAUGUUGUGGACACCGUGCAGUUAGCUUUAGCUAGGAACGAGGGUGCAGUUAGUGCUGCAAGGGAAUUUUAUACAGAUGAAGAUAACAUAAAAAGAGCUAUAAAAACACUAAUAAGUAAAGACUUACAGAGGAAUUUUUCAGCAGUUGAACUCGUGAAAACCAUACAAGACAUUAAAGAGAGAAGUGUAAAGAAAAAUCAAACCGAACAAUUUCCUGGUGAUGAAGAGCUAAAUGGUAUUGAAACAGAAGGAGACUCUUCAGAAUCAGAGGAGGAUAUUGAAGAAAGUAAUAGAAAGUUAAAAGAUCCAAUAACUUGUAAAAUAUGUUUUUAUGCAAUUGCUUGUAUUAUUACACUACCCUGUGGACAUAUGGUCGCACUCCACCUUAAUGGAACGGUUGGUUAUACUGGUUAUACUGGUAGUACUGGUUAUACUGGUUAUACUGGUAGUACUGGUAGUACUGGUUAUACUGGUUAUACUGGUAGUACUGGUAGUACUGGUUAUACUGGUUAUACUGGUAGUACUGGUUAUACUAGUAGUACUGGUAGUACUGGUUAUACUGGUAGUACUGGUAGUACUGGUUAUACUGGUAGUACUGGUAGUACUGGUUAUACUGGUUAUACUGGUAGUACUGGUUAUACUGGUUAUACUGGUAGUACUGGUUAUACUGGUAGUACUGGUAGUACUGGUUAUACUGGUAGUACUGGUAGUACUGGUUAUACUGGUAGUACUGGUUAUACUGGUUAUACUGGUAGUACUGGUUAUACUGGUAGUACUGGUUAUACUGGUAGUACUGGUUAUACUGGUUAUACUGGUAGUACUGGUUAUACUGGUUAUACUGGUAGUACUGAUGCUAUUUCUGGAAUGCUACUCACUGUGCUUUUUAUGUCCAAUCUUGGAGAUAAUUUUAUAUUUAUUGAAGAAAGUAAAAAUAGACUUGUGGCAACAUUAUUCAUACAGAUACCACAGCUGACAUAUCCUAAGAACAUUGCAUAA
Messenger RNA from Mercenaria mercenaria, 1206 nucleotides. RefSeq names its product protein SPT2 homolog. The record is from RefSeq and is a predicted model, not a curated record. The transcript has 4 exons. Bases 1 to 1206 code for a protein of 401 amino acids. Lineage: Eukaryota; Metazoa; Mollusca; Bivalvia; Venerida; Veneridae.